AUGAGUAAAACUCGAUGGGAAAGCAGAGUCAGAGCCGUUCAACCUCUUAGAUUUCAACUUCUCGAGAUUUGUAGGAGUUUACUUGAUUUGAUGGAAGAUAAUUCAAGAGACAUGGAUACCAAACAUUCAGCAAAGGUACUUUUGAAAAAAAUUAAAACGUUUAAAUUUAUUUGUUCCAUCAUUAUUUGGUACGAUGUAUUGUCAAAGGUCAAUAUAGUGAGUAAAAUGAUGCAGAAUCCAAAUACAGUUGUUAAUGAAUGCCAUAGAGAAAUAAAAAGUCUCAUCAACUACUUCACUGAAAAAAGGUCAGAUGAAAAUUUUGAUGUUUUUGUGAAUGAGGCUAAAGCCGAAGCUGGAAAAAAUGAUGUAGAGCAAACAUUUCUUUCAAUUAGGGAACGGAAGAGAAAGCGUCAAUUUUCAUAUGAAAGUACAGACGAUCCAGUUCUAGAUCCAAAGCGAAAAUUUAAGAUCUGUUUUUAUUUUCAAAUUUUGGAUACAACAGUUNCAUUUCUUUCAAUUAGGGAACGAAAGAGAAAGCGUCAAUUUUCAUAUGAAAGUACAGACGAUCCAGUUCUAGAUCCAAAGCGAAAAUUUAAGAUUAGUUUUUAUUUUCAAAUUUUGGAUACAACAUUUCAAUCCCUACAAAGUCGUUUCGAGAGAUUGAAGCAAUGCAAUGGUUUAUUUGGAUUUUUGAGUGAUUUUCAAAACCUAAAUUCUGAUGAGAUUAAACGAUCGUGCAUAGAUUUGGAUUUGGAUUUGCAAAUUCACCAUGAAGGAAAUGUUUGCAAGGAUAUUGAUGGUCUUGAUUUGUACAAUGAAAUUUCAUCAUACAAAAUCCUUAACCCUGUCAAAGACUCUCGCAAUACCUCAGACUCACCCAUAGAUAUUCUGCAGUCUUUGUUUCCAAACCUGUCUAUAGCAUUAAGGAUAUGA
Parasteatoda tepidariorum (common house spider) is the source of this 933-nucleotide messenger RNA. NCBI's taxonomy places the organism in Eukaryota, Metazoa, Arthropoda, Arachnida, Araneae, Theridiidae. The record is from RefSeq and is a predicted model, not a curated record.